AUGGAAAGCAAUGAAUUUGCAACAAAUACCGAUUUUAUAUUCAACGAACUUAAUCAGCUGGUAGAUUUAAAUACAUCAUAUUCAAUAUUAAACAUUAAUGAGAGUUCCAAUUCUGCAUCAUCAAUCAUUUCAAAUUUCUCACUUUCGGAAUUAUCAACAACCUCAUCUGGUGUAUCAAUCGGAGUUAAUAGUCCUUCUCCAAUUCAAAAUAAUUCAGAAGUUAAGAAAGUUCUUAGAAAAAGGAAAACUGCUCCUAGAUCAAGACGUGCUUGUGAUAAUUGUAGACUCAAGAAAAUAAAAUGUGAUGCACUAAAGCCAAGUUGUUCGCGAUGUAGGGCCAAGAGUUUACCAUGCAACUAUACCUUGAAAUUACAGUUUAAAUAUGAUGUAGAGAAGAACGGUAAACGAUUUGGUCGGGAAGGUAUCAAUUCAACUACGAGAAUCACAACAAACGAUUUAGUACAAAAAUCAAAAUUAUCAUAUUAUAAACCAAUAAGCAAUAAGUCAAACUUACAAUAUGUGCAUUUCUUCAACGAAGAUAUUACAAAAAGUGAAAAAUUAGCAUUUAAAUUAUUCCCAAGCUUACAGUCAUCAAUCAUACCUAAAGAAUUUUAUCUUUCCACAAAUUCCAAUAAUUUAGAUUAUGCAUUGAAUUUUUAUAUUCAUUUUAUAUCUCCAAUCCUAAAUCCAGUCGGAGAUCAAUCAAUACAGUAUAAACAAGUGGAAAAUGAACAUAACAAAAAUACUUUAAUAGUUGUUGAAAAGGGAUUAGAUUUAAAUUCAUUAGUUAAAUAUUCUUCACAUAAUGAAUACUUGUUCAAAUUUAUAAUGAGUUUAGGUUCAAUUUAUUUAGCCAAAUAUUUGAAUAAUCGAGAUUGGUUAAUUCAAUCACAAAAAUUUCAAGAAGAAGGAUUGAAUCAAAUAAAACCCAUGAUUGAACAACUAAUAAAUGAAGAAGAAAUAGACGAAAUUCAAACGGAUUUAUUAAUUGCACUAGUAUUGUUGAUACUAUAUGAAUUCGCCAAUGAUUGUUCCAAAAAAUGGAUCAUUUAUCUUAGGUUGUGUAAAAAGAUAAUUCAAUCUAAAAGCUUCAAAAUACCCAAAAAUUCAUUAGAAUUUUCAUUACUCAAAUUUUGUCUCGAAUUUUUAGAUUAUCAAGAAUCAAUGGGUAGAACAGCUUGUAAAGAUGUAAAUUUAUUCUUUACACAAUUAAUUAAAGAAGAAGAAGAAGUUGAUGAAAAUCUAAUCAGUCUUGUUUCGUGGAUGGGUUGUGAUAAGAGAUUACUACCUAUUAUCUCAGAUAUUACCGAUUUAUCAUUUGAAAGAUUUAAAAAAUCAAUUAACGAAAAGGAUUAUUUUGCAUUAUGUGAAGAUAUGAGAACAAAAUUGGAAAAUAUGAAUAUAAAUAUGAUAGAGAAUCAAAUUAAACCAAAUGGAGAAUUGUCAAAUCAGAGUUUCGAUGUAGAGGAAGUUUGUUUCUUGUUAUCUUGUGAAGUUAAAAGAUUAUCGACAAUUUUAUACCUUGAAUGUUGUUUAUUGAAUUCAACUCCUGAGGAUGAGGUUGUAGAGUCUUUAGUUGAGACAAUUUUUAAAUACUUGGAAUUCAUAGUAAUCAAAAAUGAUUAUAAAUGGUAUUCAACUUUAAUUUGGUCUACAUUCAUGGCAGCUAGUGAAAUAUCAGUUAUUAGUUCAAAUUGUGAAAAUUUAAGAUAUUUAACUUUGUCUAUUUUUGACAAAUUAGAAAAAAAUACACUUGGGAAUAUUAGGAAAACUAAACAAAUAGUGAUUGAUAUAUGGAAAAGAAGAGAUUUGGAUAAUAGUAAUUUACAUAGUACUGGAUACAUAGAUAUAACGAGUCGGAAAUUCCGAAAAAGGAAGAAAUUAAUGGGAUUUAUAAAUGAUUGGGAGAAAUAUGUGGUUGAUGAAGAUUAUGCAAUUGCAUUAGCAUAA
Messenger RNA from Insectozyma verbasci, 1950 nucleotides. The record is from the annotation of a GenBank genome assembly. Lineage: Eukaryota; Fungi; Ascomycota; Pichiomycetes; Serinales; Debaryomycetaceae.